Molecule: messenger RNA, 513 nt
Organism: Lactuca saligna
Lineage: Eukaryota; Viridiplantae; Streptophyta; Magnoliopsida; Asterales; Asteraceae
Source: the annotation of a GenBank genome assembly
AUGAUUUUUUCCUACAACACUAACAUCACCAAAGGUCCUUAUGCCCCUGACUCUACCAUCAUCAUUCAAUCGACAAAUGUGGCAUUCUUGGAUGAAAUUUCAAAGCAGUUCACGAACUCAGGAAUCGAAGAUUUUGUCAACUAUGUCAAGAGUUGUCCUCUUCGAUAUGCAUUCUAUGAUUUCCUAGACCCUUUCUACCCUAAACAAGUAUGGUAUAACUUCCAUCUUCUAGGCCUUACUCGUGAUCCAUACAAGAACACUCUUCGUCAAGAGGGGUUGAUCCACGAGUAUAUGUUUAUUCCAGAACCAGAGCACAAGAUCUUCUAUCUCGACAGUCAAAAUCAGAUGUGCUUUCAACGUACUGAUGACCUUCCUUCUGCUCCCACUGAACAUUUGUUUCAUCUUCGCUUGGAAGGACUAGGUCACUAUGAACUGGAAAGAGGAUAUUGUGAGCUUAUAUCACUGGAGCUUAGUAGAAGACUGGAUGAACUUAAGCUUGAUCAAUUCAGAUGA